Molecule: messenger RNA, 2329 nt
Organism: Acanthopagrus latus (yellowfin seabream)
Lineage: Eukaryota; Metazoa; Chordata; Actinopteri; Spariformes; Sparidae
Product: Krueppel-like factor 11
Exons: 4
Coding region: 232-1767 (511 amino acids)
Biological process (GO): regulation of transcription by RNA polymerase II
Molecular function (GO): RNA polymerase II cis-regulatory region sequence-specific DNA binding; DNA-binding transcription factor activity, RNA polymerase II-specific
Source: RefSeq, a predicted model, not a curated record
GCCACCCGCCAGUGCGUGUUGUGAGUUUUGUUUUCCUUUUUUUUUUUUUUUUGUUUUUUUGUCUCUCCUCCCCAUGUUUUACACACACAGCUGAGAGAAAGGGGAGCCAGUCAGAGAAAAAAAGCUCGACCCUAUCCCAGCACAGGCGAGCAGCACUGGCAAACCGCCGUCUCUUUGUUCUGCACUGGCUUUGACAAGAAAAAAAGUGACAUUUAGACAUUUUAUUCCUCAAUGCCAUCGCGAAAAUUCACAGAGAUGGACUCAAACGGGGCCGAAUACAUGGAUCACUGUGGGUCGAAGAGAAGGAGGCAUGACAGCGAGCAGUCAGUGUCCAGUGGGACCUGUGGCCUGGAGUACACAGACCUGGAGGCGGCUGAGGCGCUGGUGUGUAUGAGUUCUUGGGGUCAGGGUCUCUUCCUCGGCAGCAACAGGCCGAACCCCUGCAAGCCCAGGCCCCUCACCCCGGCAUCAGACUCCUGCGACUCCCUCAUGCCGACAGAACUUCCAGAGCCGCCGAAGGACUUUGUGUCCCUCUCCUCCCUGUGUAUGACUCCCCCGCACAGCCCCAGCUUCGUUGAGACUUCAGCGCUCCAGUCAACCGUGCAGCACUGUGUGUCCGGUCUCCAUCAACCUGUCUUGGCACCCAUCGCUGAAACGACGCCCUGCUUACCCCGCGUGCCACAGCCCUGCAGAGCCAUGGCGACCAGCGUCAUCCGCCACACCGCAGACAGCAGCCUCUGCCAGCACCACAUUCCAGUGGCCCCCAAUCCAGAGCAAACGAGAAACGGAGCUGCCUUGAUCUGCCAGCAGACUGAGUCAAAGACUGAUCAGAUAAGCACACCUCCGUCUCCUCCCGCUCCUCACACACCCACAUUGCCCGCCUCCAAAACAGAACAGCAAGCCAGUCCCACAAGGUUCUGCAUGGACAGUUUCUCCACCCCCACACAUGUCAGUACCCAACACAGCCCACCCAUUCCCGCUGCCCCCGCAACUCUGUCUCCACCUUCCGUCGCCAGCCCACAAAUCAUCUGCCAGAUGUUCCCUGUCAGCAGCCAAUCGGGUAUAAUCUCAGCCUUCAUCCCCAGUGCGGUUCAGACAUCCAACACUGGGAUUCGGACCGCCACCACAUCCAUCCUCACCCAGCCCACCUCAGCUAAUGCUGCCACCGUCCAGCAGUCCCUCAUUGUGGGCUCGGCGGUGCCCCAAGGCACAGUGAUGCUGGUCCUCCCUCAGUCCUCUGUCUCUCAGGCCCCUCACUGCCCCCAGACUGUCAUGACCCUGGGCAACACCAAGCUGCUACCUCUGGCCCCAGCCCCUGUGUACGUGCCAGCAGGACCCAGCGGCAGCACAACAGCCACAAAGAUGGACUUUUCCCGCAGAAGAAACUACGUCUGCAACUUCCCAGGCUGCAGGAAGACGUAUUUUAAGAGCUCGCACCUCAAGGCUCAUCUCAGAACACACACAGGUGAGAAGCCCUUCAGCUGCAGCUGGGACGGCUGUGAUAAGAGGUUCGCCCGCUCAGAUGAGCUCUCCCGUCACCGACGGACACACACUGGUGAGAAAAAGUUUGUGUGUCCCGUGUGCGACCGGCGAUUCAUGCGCAGUGAUCACCUCACCAAGCACGCACGCCGUCACAUGACCACAAAGAAAAUUCCCUCCUGGCAGGCUGAUGUUCGGAGCCUGAACAAAAUGGCUGCUGGCAAAACACCUCCCUCAAAACCUGGCCUGGCCACGCUAAGCAUGCUGGUGCCUGCUGGCUCAAAGUAGACAAUAAACACUGCCAUCCUACCCACUCCCAAGACACCACAGGGAGCAGCCAAGCACACAAGGCUGCUGCUAUUUUACUCAUGGGAAUGAAAGAAAAACAUGCACUGGACUCUUAUUUGUUCUCUCAACUGCUCAUUUGUACAUGUAUUUUUCUCUAAAGGACUGUUUACUUUGAUAUAAUUGAUAAUAUGUAUGCACUCUCGCCAAAGCCUUUGUAUGAAGUUUGUCUUAUACAUUUCAUCUUCUUCACCCCUGCUACAACACUUUUGAUCAACAGUACCAACACACUUUGAUUGUGUUGAGAUAUAUAUAUAUAUAUAUAUAUAUAUAUAUAUAUAUAUAUAUAUAUAUAUAUAUAUAUAUAUAAAGUCUAUGUGAAUGUAUUGUUUAUCGUACUAUGAAAUGCAUUUAUUUGUCAUAUUUAGGAAAAUGUAAACAUGAAAACCAUGUAAAUAUAAAUAUUAAUCAUCAGUGCUAUGAUCAUACAUUGAUUAUAUACCCUUGUCUAAUUUUUCAUAUUAUUUAAUACAUAUUUGUAAUAAACUAAAGGUCAAAUGAGUCA